CCGACAUUUACGCAUUUACUCUAACGCUACCGAUGGAUGUACUUACUUUGUCAUCCGGCAAAGACUAGAAACAUAAUUAUUGUGAUCACCUCGCUGACGAAAGGCGACGUUUCUUGGCGAUCCCAACCUCUUUGCAAGUAGCAGCAGAGCACUGCAGUCUUGGCAGAGGCAAGGAGAGAUCAGAGAGCUGACGGAGAACUGCAGAGUCGGUUGGAUGCCUUGUUGCGCAAACAUUGAGUGUGAUUCAUUUCUGCGGUUUCUACCUAUUCCAGACACCCUCACCAUUGAGCAGCAUGCGUAGUCGUGGGAAUCCGCCUGGCUGUUUAUGCCUCGCUGUGCUGUUGCUUGGUUUCGCGAUCACCUCCGAAGCAACCCACUUCCGAGGCGGCAUUAUUUCUUGUGGACCAAAUCCUAGCAGCAAUGGCGGAUUCGAUGACGACGGCAAUGUGGUGCUGCAGUGUGACUUUCGAAUUGCAUGGAGAUUAUCGGCAUACUGCCAAUGGCGAGGUUUGUACUGCGAUCCAACCGAUAUAGACCCAAGCAUACCAUUGCAAGGUCCGAAUGGAGCAAGUACAUACUUAAGCUGUACGGAAGGGUGUAGAGGCACCUUCAAGGACUUGCAGUACUACAGCACCGAGUAUAGCCCCAAAGAAGAAGAGGAUUGGUCUCAAGGUGGACGGAUAUUUGACUACACGUUUUCUGGUGCCCCUGCCCGAUUCAGAGCCAGUUAUGAGAGCUGCUGCUGGAUCAGUACACUGGUCCGGUACAGAGACACGGGCUGGGUAUGGCCCUUCAGCAUGAAUCUAACUCAACGCACGGACACGGGCAUGAUCAACCAUAGUCCUCGUUCAGCACAGAUCCCCAUCGUCCGAAUGCAGUACGGUUGUGGCCAAAACCUGUCGAUCCACACGGACCAUCCAGACAAUGACAUUGUGAGGUGCAGAUGGUGUAAAGAUUACUCAGAGUGCGGCGGAGUAUUUCCUCCGCUGUUCAAUGCCACUCUGAUAUCGAAUCCCUGCACUAUUAUGAUUCCACCCACGCUAGAAACAGGAGAAAAGCAUCUCCAUGCCGUGGCGAUUGUCUUGGAAGACUUUGUGCAGUCGGAUCCGAAUGGCCCCGCUCUUAGUCAGGUUCCUCUCCAGUUCUUAUUAGAUGUUUACAAGUCAAACGUGGCAUGCACCACUCGCCCAGAAUUUGCACCUCCCAGUCCCGUCGACAAGAGAUGUAUUCCCAUCAAGCCGGGCACCCAGUAUAAUGCCACGCUCAGGGUCAGGGAAACUUCGCAGUUUAACAGAAUCAGAGACUUCACUUUGACAUCACCGAUUGGCAUGGUAAAGGGCCCUAUCAGGCAGUUCAGUGAGAACGGAGCCUUUUACAGUGAGAUGUGGGUGAAGUGGACACCGAACCGUGAACAGUAUGGACAGCAUGUACUCUGUUGCCUAGCGGAAGAUUCUCAGGGGUAAGCGCUGGGUCUAGAGGAAGUUUCAACUUAGCCGCUGUAUCCUGCUCCUGACUGUAUUCUCCCAAACCACCUUGUCAAGGCAAACUCUGGAGUGCUCAUUUUACAUUGCCAAAUGACGAGAAUUAUCCUGAGUGCUUGCAAUAAUUCUUGGAAGAAGUUACUUGCGAGACUCUGACCUUUGGGUUCAAGAGCUAUUCACAUCCACACACAAUACUAACCGAGAGGUUUUCCAUUCAGAUAGCAAAACUCAUCCAGAAGCAGCUUGACUCUGACUGAUGAUCCAAUGCUUUGCAUUCUGAAAUCCUAUAAUUAUAGUACUCCUUUGGUCCAGAGAUUGUAGCCAGGCACGAGUAAAAUGCUG
Messenger RNA from Sycon ciliatum, 1823 nucleotides. RefSeq lists its product as uncharacterized. NCBI's taxonomy places the organism in Eukaryota, Metazoa, Porifera, Calcarea, Leucosolenida, Sycettidae. The transcript is spliced from 5 exons. The record is from RefSeq and is a predicted model, not a curated record. Bases 294 to 1463 code for a protein of 389 amino acids.